AGGUUUUUUUAUAAUGUGGUGUUGGUGAGAGGGGAGAGCGAGCGCUGCCUCAGUCGCUCUGUGACAGCUCUCCUGGACACUCGGUGAAGAAGAUCCUGAGCAGGGAGAGCUUUUCUCUCCGUUAUUGUGGGAUUGUUAGCACUCCACCGGCAAAGGAACGACCAUAAUAAACCUCCAAAUGCUUGCCUCGGCGUGGACGUGAAGCAGAGACUAUUAGCAACUGCGGGAAAAUGGGCAAACUUCAGUCAAAACAUGCGUGCAGGCGGAGAGAAAACCCCGAAGGAGACAGCUUUGUGGUGAAUGCCUACCUGAACCGCCGGGGUUUGGAGGAAUUCGAGCGGCAGACAACUGCAAUCAGUGUCCUGGAGCCAGCGAAAUUGCGCGGAUACCGUCCUUUCUCUACGGAGGUAUUGAAUGGAGAACUGAAAGGACAAUUAUUUGAUGACCAGUGCCCCCUGGAGGUGGUGCUCCCACCAGAGAAAGCAGAGCCAUGUGAUGGAUUCACGUCCACCUUCAGCCAAGAUGAUGGAGAAAAAUGUCCUGGUAAAGAGGGCAGUAGAGGGACAGGCAAGAAACGACUGACCUUUGAUGAGCUAGAGUGUGACGUGUCUGUUGAAGAAGAUAACCAUCAGGAAUGGACCUUCACUCUUUAUGAUUUUGACAACUGUGGCAAGGUUACUAAGGAGGAUAUGUCCAGCUUGAUGCACACCAUAUAUGAAGUUGUAGAUGCUUCUGUGAACCAAUCAUCUGCCACCAGCAAGACGCUGAGGGUAAAGUUGACAGUGACCCCUGAGCCUUCGCAUAGGAAGAAAGAUGGCCUCACCAAUGGUCAAGAUCGAGAAAGCAGCCGGGGCAGGAACGAAGGAGAACAUGUGGAGGAAAUGAAGAGCAUGGACAAAAGGCUGUCUGCUCAUCUCAGAAGGUACAACUGUGACCAGCAGCAUUCAAGUGUUCGUGAGCAUUACUGUGUAGAUGAAAACACAGAGAGAAGAAACCAUUACUUGGACUUGGCUGGCAUAGAGAACUACACAUCCAAAUUUGGACCAGGAUCCCCGCCAUUGCAGACCCGGCAAGAGCACCAUGGGAAAAGCACUCAAUCCCAGAACAGGUCACGAUCCCAGGAAUCCGAGGCCCACAGCAACCACCACCGUCGAUCCCAGCUCCUGCUGGACCAGCCCUCUCCUACAAGCAUGGGAGAGCUCCGGUUGGGUGAAGCACACCAGAGGCUGAAAUGCCAAGAGAAGCCAGUGGGCAAGUCCUCCAAAGGAGCUGGCAAAGCUCCCAUUGUGCCAGGUCAGAGCAGCGGUGGAAACAAGAACGCGAAAGGCCUACACUACCACUCGCAGCCCAACCACCCAGGGCACGACCAUCACCACCUUCAGCAGCCGCAACUACACAGCCAUAAAAAGUACAGGCAACGAAUAAAAGAGAACCACUCACCAAUGAAGACAGCCCAUGUUCAGCUGCCGGCACUGGAGCAAGAAUUUGUACGGGAUCUGCCACCAGUUAUGUCAAGUGAUGGCUAUGUCAUGCCCGUGGUUCAAAGACAUGAACACCAUCACCACCAUGAACACCACCAUCACCAUCAUUACCAUCAUUACCACCAAUCAUGAGGAGCUGACUACUACCAGAAAGAAGAAUAAAAGUUCCGUAUUUAGGGCAGGACUUUUCCCGUCUCUGUGAUAACUCUGUUUCCUGCACUGUGUCGAUGGCCAUUUUUCAACUGAAGUUCAGACCUGUGCGAGCAACAGUUGGGAACAAAUAAGCUUCAAAACCCAUGUCAGCUCCAUAAGUUGCAAUUUUUCUCCCGAUAAGUUGUUUAUUUUUUCAGUUUGGAUUGAUAUGUGUGCACGUCUUUUUAGGGUUAAUAAUCACUUUCUUAUCUUCUCACUUCUGUCUGUGGGACUAAGGUGAGAUGUGCGGUUUCUUGGCUACAGUGCAAGACUGCUCACCGCGAAAUGCAGACCUACUUUAUACCUUUUUUAUUAACUAGUGAUCUAAACAAAAAUCUAUGAAAAUUUGAGACACCACUGCCAUUACUCUGCUGCAUAAAAAAUAUGAACAUCAGAAUUUAUUAUGUUUUUUUUAUCAGCUCAAUGGAACUAAUAUUUAUACUGGACUGAACGUGCAUUCUACACAUGUGCUCUGUGGUACUGUGGAUCUGAGCUACUAAGACAAACCAUCUUGAAUAGGAACCCUAAGCUCAUUCCACAAGCCAUCUAAGAGUGGACUUCCUCUGUCAAAACAAGAUUGCCUUUACUGUAGGUACAAUUAUGAAGUGUAUUGUGAUAUGAACUGAUAGCGAGCAGUCUGUCAGCAUGUAUUGUUAACACCAUGAGGAUGAAUGUAACACAUAGUAAUCAUUUUAAAAUAUAAUUUAUUCAUAUAUUGAGAUUUUUAAAAAUUUUUUUACCUAUAUCCUCUUUGCUUUCUGCCAUUCAUGCUGAUGUCAUUGAUAGGUGCCCAUCUUCAUAGGAAAGACAUUUUCAUUAAGGAAGAAAAAAACCCUUGUUUUUCUUAUGUGUACUGUGUCUCUCCACAAUUUUUUCACCCCUGCAACUACUAAUGUUUUUUUUAAACUUAUUAUUAUUAACAAAAACCAUUGGAAAAGUUGUAGUGCCAGAAGACUGGGCUGUGUACUCCAGAAACUGAACAAUACAAAGCAAAACAAUUCCUACAAAGAUAAUUUUGCAUCUUAUACAAAAUGUCAGAAUCCCGCUGUAAACUCAUACAAAACUGCAUUAUGUUGUAUCUUUGCCAGAAGACUUCUGUGCUUUUGCUGACACAGCUCUGGAUCAAAGUUAUUGUCAAUACUUCCUCAGAAUUGAUGCCAGUGUCAAAAGGAAUAUGUUACUGUAUUACUUUUCUUACAUUCCAGUUUUGUGUGGAUUUCCCCCAUAUUAUGUUGACGGUAUUCUCCUAGAUAUGUUAUCAAAAGUAGCCAUACCAUAUUGUAGCGAUAUUUUUGUAAAGAAAAAUGCCUUUCAUAAUAGUUCUACCUUAUUGGAUUUCACUGCGAUUUUUUUAUAUAGUAU
Hemiscyllium ocellatum (epaulette shark) is the source of this 3035-nucleotide messenger RNA. It is a transcript of the gene nkd2b, whose product is annotated as NKD inhibitor of WNT signaling pathway 2b. Gene Ontology annotation, cellular component: cytoplasm. The record is from RefSeq and is a predicted model, not a curated record. Gene Ontology annotation, molecular function: calcium ion binding. The coding region runs from base 231 to 1613 and encodes 460 amino acids. NCBI's taxonomy places the organism in Eukaryota, Metazoa, Chordata, Chondrichthyes, Orectolobiformes, Hemiscylliidae. Gene Ontology annotation, biological process: negative regulation of Wnt signaling pathway. The transcript is spliced from 10 exons.